GUGAAAAUACAAGAUUUCCAUAUAAAGGAGUACUGUCCUGAGUUCUCUUUUUCGCUUUCUGUGUGGCUCUGAAUCUGUGAAUCGCUACUGACUGAUGAGUCAUGUGAGCCAGUAAAAUAACAACAACCUCGCGACGCGUGAGAGUUUUGACAGUUUUUCGGUCCCGCAGAUAUUUUAUCGGAAAUUUGGACAGUGUGUUCGUUCGCCAGUCGCCACUGUGACUGAGAGCCUCUGAGAGACACGUAAACUUCUGAAGUUCCCACAGAUGCAGCUGUGCUGCCGUGCUGGUGCUGAAGAUAUUUUUAAAAAAUAAACAGAACAGAAAUCCUUAAAAGUACGAGGGCUGGUGCUAACGACACGGCAUAACCUUGUAUCUCUUUUUGUACAAGAAUAUAUAAGCAUCAAAGCGUGGACUUAUAUAUAAGACCAAGAAUAUCAAAAUUAUGUCAAAGCGCCCCACCAGACAAUCAUCUUCACAGACGCCCAAGAAGGCCAAAAACGACAUGGACAAGGAUCAGACCUGCAUAAACGCUAUACGAUGCCUGAGUGCUGACAUGCCCUCGGCGGCCAAUUCUGGUCACCCAGGAGCUCCUAUGGGAUGUGCGCCUUUGGCAUACCUUCUAUGGACUAAAUUCAUGUCUUACGAUCCCCAGGACCCCUCAUGGCUCAACCGUGAUCGGUUUGUCCUAUCCAACGGUCAUGCAUGUGCACUACAAUAUGCUAUGCUGCACUUAACAGGAUAUGACCUCUCAAUGGAAGAUUUGAAGAAUUUCCGUCAAAUCGGCAGCAAGACCCCAGGACACCCCGAGCGUGAUGAUACGCCUGGUAUUGAGGUGACCACAGGACCUCUCGGUCAAGGUGUGGCCAACGCUGUUGGUUUGGCUAUGGCUGAGAAGCACAUGGCUGCUACCUUCAACACGUCCGAUUUCCCCGAUCUGAUCGACAACACCGUGUACGUGAUCAUGGGUGAUGGUUGUCACCAGGAAGGUGUCAGUUCUGAGGCUUGCUCUUUGGCUGGACACUUGAAGCUAGGUAACCUCAUCGUUCUUUACGACGAUAACAGUAUCACUAUCGAUGGUGACACCAGUCUUUCAUUCACGGAGGAUGUACCCAAGCGUUUUGAAUCUUACGGCUGGGAAACCAUCACAGUUGACGGUCUCGACUCGGAUAUCACCGACUUAGAGGCUGCUAUUGAGAAGGCAAAACUGAGCAAGGACAAACCCACUCUCAUCUCUUGCAAGACCACUAUCGGAUUCGGUUCUGGAAUCCAGGGUACACACGGCGUCCACGGAGCACCUCUAAAGCCCGACGAUCUCAAGCAAGUGAAGGAAAAAUUCGGUUUCAACGGAGACGAUAAGUUUGUUGUACCUAGCGAUGCUCUGGCCGUGUUCCGUGAGGCCGGAGCCAAAGGAGCCGCCGCACACGCCGAGUGGAAGGGCCGUUUCGAGCAGUACAAGAUUGCCGAGCCCGCUAAAGCCGUUGAGUUGGCCCGACGACUGUCUGGUAAGCUACCCGAGGACUGGCGCAAGUGCUUGCCCACCUGGACAUCGGAAGACCCUGCGCUAGCGUCCCGUCAAACUUCUGAGAAGGUGCUGAACGCCAUCGCCGAGGCUCUGCCCGAGCUAGUGGGAGGAUCCGCCGAUCUGACCCCAAGUAACUUGACACAGCUCAAGUGUUCCAGUGACUUCCAGCACGGCUCGUACGAAGGUAGAUACUUCCGAUUUGGUGUACGUGAGCACGGUAUGGCCGCUAUCUGCAACGGUCUAGCCGCCUACGGAGGUCUCGUGCCCUUCGGCGCGACCUUCUUCAACUUCAUCCAGUACAUGCUGCCUUCUGUGCGCCUGAGUGCGCUCAGUCACCUGCGUGUGCUUUACAUCAUGACACACGACUCCAUCGGCCUAGGAGAGGAUGGUCCCACCCAUCAGCCUAUCAACGCUCUGGCGCUAUGCCGUUCCAUGCCUAAUUGUCUGGCUAUCCGACCAUGUGACGGUAACGAGACGGCCGGUGCGUACGCCGUGGCGAUGGAGAACGGACACAGACCCUCCGUGCUGGUAUUUAGUCGACAAGGACUACCCCAACAAGACGGAUCCACCGUUGACAAGGUCUUCAAGGGCGCUUACACGCUUGUGAAUUGUGAGAAGCCCAAGGUCAUCUUGGUAGCUAGCGGUUCUGAAGUGCCUCUGUGCGUCGAUGCCGCUAAAUUGGUUGGCGAAGGUGCCCGAGUUGUAUCUAUGCCAUGCAUGGAUCUUUUCGAGGAGCAAUCCGCUGAGUACAAAUCGACUGUCUUCCCCGAAGGUGUUCCCGUGCUGGCUGUAGAGGCCCUUUCCGGUUUCGGUUGGGACAGAUACUCACACGCGCAGCACUGUAUGAAGACAUUCGGAGCUUCCGGCCCUCUUAAGAAGUUGUUCGUACACUUUGGUUUCACACCUGAAAACAUCUCAGAUAAGGCCAAUGGUCUAGUGAAGUUCUACGAGGGCAAACCGGUCCCAAGUCUGGUCAACCGAUUCGAGUAAAAUAAAGAAAAUUACGCGGUCGGUCGAGUAUAUCAGCACUGCAGAAUGACACCACACUCUAGGAGUGGCCGGACAGAAAUUGCCGAUCUGAGUAGGCUUGUUCGCGUAGUGCAAAAUCUAGCAUAGCGCUGCAUAAAUAAAGCGCAACAAUAUAUAGAUA
This is a messenger RNA of Sphaeroforma arctica JP610, 2673 nucleotides long. RefSeq names its product transketolase. The record is from RefSeq and is a predicted model, not a curated record. Gene Ontology annotation, molecular function: transketolase activity. Bases 444 to 2513 code for a protein of 689 amino acids. Gene Ontology annotation, cellular component: cytosol. The transcript has 6 exons. Gene Ontology annotation, biological process: pentose-phosphate shunt. NCBI's taxonomy places the organism in Eukaryota, Ichthyosporea, Ichthyophonida.